UCAAAGCCGGGUCACGCGCCGCGCGCCCGAGGCCCGUGCGCACUCUGCCCGUGGCCGCCCGGACCCGGCUGCCCGGCGCGCUGCCAUGGAGCGCAUCGAGGGCGCGGCCGUGGGCCGCUGCGCAGCCUCGCCCUACCUGCGGCCUCUCACGCUGCACUACCGCCAGAAUGGCACUCAGAAGUCGUGGGACUUCAUGAAGACACAUGACAGUGUGGCCAUUCUCAUGUUCAACUCUUCCCAGCAGAGCCUGGUGUUGGUGAAGCAGUUCCGGCCAGCUGUGUAUGUGGGCGAGGUCGAGCGCCUCUUCCCCGGGUGCCUGGCGGCCGUGGCCCAGGACGGACCCCGGGCGCUGCAGGUGGAGCUGCCUGGCUCGGCGGGGGUGACCUACGAGCUGUGCGCUGGCCUCAUGGACCACCCUGGGCUCUCGCUGGAGGACGUGGCCUGUGCGGAGGCUUGGGAGGAGUGUGGCUACCGGCUGGCUCCCUCCGACCUGCGCCGGGUCGCCACGUACAAGUCUGGCGUGGGACUGACCGGCUCCAGCCAGACCAUGUUCUACGCAGAGGUGACCGAUUCCCAGCGGAGCGGCCCGGGCGGGGGCCUGGCAGAGGAGGGCGAGCUCAUCCAAGUGGUGCAUCUGCCGCUGGAUGGGGCCCAGGCCUUCGCGGAUGACCCGGAUGUCCCCAAGACCCUUGGUGUCCUCUUUGGCAUCUCGUGGUUCCUCAGCUGUGUGGCUCCUGGGCUGGGUCCCCGGUGAGACUCCGGGGGGUCGGGACCAAGGUCGGCCACGGUCACCUCCUGCAGAUCCAAUAAAGGCUUGUACAACUCCA
Messenger RNA from Acinonyx jubatus (cheetah), 827 nucleotides. It is a transcript of the gene NUDT14, whose product is annotated as nudix hydrolase 14. Bases 86 to 754 code for a protein of 222 amino acids. Gene Ontology annotation, biological process: nucleoside phosphate metabolic process; ribose phosphate metabolic process. The record is from RefSeq and is a predicted model, not a curated record. The transcript is spliced from 5 exons. Gene Ontology annotation, molecular function: metal ion binding; UDP-sugar diphosphatase activity. Lineage: Eukaryota; Metazoa; Chordata; Mammalia; Carnivora; Felidae.